Hemibagrus wyckioides is the source of this 2108-nucleotide messenger RNA. It is a transcript of the gene mcfd2, whose product is annotated as multiple coagulation factor deficiency 2, ER cargo receptor complex subunit. The transcript is spliced from 4 exons. The record is from RefSeq and is a predicted model, not a curated record. The coding region runs from base 188 to 631 and encodes 147 amino acids. NCBI's taxonomy places the organism in Eukaryota, Metazoa, Chordata, Actinopteri, Siluriformes, Bagridae. Gene Ontology annotation, molecular function: calcium ion binding.
CAAUCAGAAUUAGCUGUCGUGUCCAGAAGGUGAAAGGGAACUACGGCAAGCGAAGAGGACUAUAAAUGUGUGGUCAGUACGGUUGUGAGUUGUUAACUGAUCACUUUGGGAUAAGAAUCUGCAAGUGUUUAGGAAUACACUCGGACUUCAGAAACAGGACAUCAUCAUCAUCAUCAUCAUAACCAUCAUGGGGUACACAAAGGGGCAGCUAUGGUGCUGCCUGGUGCUGCUGCUGUCCUGUUGUGUGCUUUAUGUUCACUCGCACGGAGAUCAUCAUGGUCAAGAAAACCCACAACCUCCCAUCACCCGCAUGGACAAGAACAUGGUACAGGACAAAGACCACAUCAUGGAGCAUUUAGACGGGGUGAUCGACAAGCCCGAGUCGGACAUGACUCCUCAAGAGCUGCAGCUUCACUAUUUCAAAAUGCAUGAUUAUGAUGGUAACAACCUGCUGGAUGGGCUCGAGCUUGCCACUGCAAUUACACAUGUACACAAGGAGGAGAAAGGCCAGAACAGUCCACCAAUGAAAGAGCAGGACCUCAUCAAUAUUAUCGAUCAAGUCCUUCGGGAUGAUGACAAAAACAACGAUGGCUACAUCGACUAUGCAGAGUUUGCAAAGUCUCUCCAGUAACAGUGGAGGUGUUUGUGUGUGUGUGUGUGUGUGUGUGUGUGUGUGAGAGAGAGAGAGAGAGAGAGAGAGAGAGAGAGUGUAUAUAUGUGUGUGAGUGGUGGUGGGUAUGGAGGAGUAUAGAGGAGUGUGUGCUGCCUAACUGUGAGCUCUGAUUACCUCUACCUGAAUGCAGUGAAUCAGUGAUUUGGGUGUAUGCAUAUACCCAUCCUCAGCAAAGCUACAGUGUUUCUUAGACUGAAUGGCUGCUUGUAGUUGCACACAGCUUGGUCUUUUUGCUGUUUCAGCACGUUUUCUUGAACUCUUAAAGCACUUCAAAUUCAAUGAUGCAACAAGGAUCGGAUCUAAGUAGCUAGGGUCUACUGAACACACUUUAGCCUGUCAGAAUCAACUGUGGGAUGAAGUGAAAUGGAUUGUAUUAUAACACGAGAAGCAAUGUAUGGCCUGAAAUCUCAACUUGUGUCAGAAUGAACCUGCCAAAUCCAUUUGCUGUGAAGACGUGUCCUCUUUUUAUUAUUGCUGCAGUGUGUUUUGAAGCAACAUUCUAAUGCAAAGUAAUGAAAAGGGGUAAAAUUGCUUCCUUACCUUAAUGAGACCUUUUUUUUUUUCCUUAAUAGACUUUCAAAAACUGACAAGAAAUAUUUGCCAAAUUGCACUUCUUGUGUUAUUUUGUGUUUCAAGCCUGUUUCAAGAGUGUUGCUUUCUGAUCAUAUUUGUCAUAAUUCUCAACAUCAGUUUUUGCUUUUUGGUCUGAAUCAUUAGGAUAAAUAUGGGUCUGUCAGCGUGAUUAACCUGGCUGUUACUGUAAUAUGCUGUUGAUCUCACAAAUGUUUCCCAGUCCCAGUGCUGGAGCAUCAAUCUGUUUCAUUCUGGAUUGUUUUGCUUUUACUUUAUCAGGUGUGUGAGGACAGGAAAACCACUUACUUGUACAAGUGCAGCAAGUAACUGCGACUGGGAAACACAGACUUUAGUCUUCAUUCAGUCAAGACUGAUGAAGGAACUUUUUCUAGACUACUUGAUUAUUAUUUCUAUCACAAAUGUAAUCCAAGCCCAUAUCAUGUGUCAUGUGUUAUUCAUUUUGUUAUUAGUUGCAUUCAGAGCUUGAUUUGAGUUCUUCAUGAGCAGGGAAAAAAGACAACAAUGACCAUAUGCGAAGGCUAAUUUAUUUCUAUCUAAAUUUCUGAAACAAAUGUGUAGUUAUUAAUGUAUAUACUAUCAAUAUAUACUAUCCAAUGAAAUGUAGCAUUGCUUCAUAACCCAUGUUCAGGUGGUAAGAGGAUUUCCUAUAAAGUGAACAGAACUCUAGGUCAAUCAGACUAUUUCGAAUGUAAACGAGACUGAUUUCUAUUUUCACAGUUUUGAUGCUUGUGGGUCUAUGAAUGAAGUGUGAAUUAAUUAUUAUUUUUUUUUGUUUUAGAAAAGUAUAUUAUCUUCAAGACAACAUCUGUUUUGGAACUGUAAUAAAAAAAAUGUGUGAAAA